Messenger RNA from Arabidopsis lyrata subsp. lyrata, 739 nucleotides. RefSeq names its product probable thionin-2.3. The record is from RefSeq and is a predicted model, not a curated record. NCBI's taxonomy places the organism in Eukaryota, Viridiplantae, Streptophyta, Magnoliopsida, Brassicales, Brassicaceae. Bases 101 to 514 code for a protein of 137 amino acids. The transcript has 3 exons. Gene Ontology annotation, biological process: defense response.
GUCAGUCUAGUUUGACCAAAUUAAUACAUAUAUAGCUUAUAACUAAAAGUGUUUUCUCUAUAUACACUUUGUUAUCAAUUUAAAAGCAAUCAAUCGAAAGAUGGAAGGCAAAACUGUGAUUUUCAGUGUGCUCGUAAUGGGUUUGGUCAUCUGGCAAAUUCAAGUAGAUGCACAAGAACAAAGAACCUGCUGCCCAAGCCAGUCAUCCAGGGAGGAGUUUGAAGAUUGCAUUUCACAAGGAAAUUUGCAUACAGUUUGUGGAGCUGGGAGUGGAUGCCUAGAGUCUUAUGUGGGUUUCUGCCCUUCGCAGUAUCCUUACGGGAGUCUCACAAACUCUGGUGAUGUUGUCAGUGUAUACUGUAAGUUGGGGUGUGUAUCCUCUCUGUGUGGUGCUUUAACCAGUCUUCAAAAAUCUGACACAAGUGGAAAAGUGAACGAAGCAGUUGAACGAUGUUCCAAGACCUGUUCUACUAUAUGCACCAAAGGAUCUAAAACCGCAGUUGAAACUGUGUAAUGCAUAAAUAAGUAAAGGGGUGGUUAUCACUGAAAGUGUUGUUUCAAUGCAAUAAUUUUCCUGUAUUUGACAAAAAUGCUAGACUAUGGUGCAUUGGUGCUAGUAUAGUUUAAUAAGUUGUUGCCGGUUUGCCUAUGUAUCAUAGAGGGUUAUCGAUCUCUAGAUUGUAUCUCCCUUCUACUUGUUAUUAUCUAAAUAAAGAAUAACUAAAUGUUAUCCUCUCCA